CUUCGACGGUCAGUACAUCAUAUAACCAGACGACCAUCAAUUCCUCCUCCACCAACUCCCGCAAUCCUCCACCCCCAUCAUCCACUUUCGCGCAAGCUGAAAUCUCUUGCACCGCUCGCCAGCAGCCCCCAACAACCAGGGCGCCUCCGCCCGCGCUCCCCCGCCACCGCAGCACAGGUCAUGUUUCGAGUAAACUCGCUCCUCCCUGGCCUUGGAACCCCGAAGAAACAGAUCUAAUCCACGCCGGAUAUCGACCCGCCUAUCCUCCCCCCAGACUCAAUUCCAGCAACCAAGACAACGACGCAGGCAAAGCAACCGCAACCUCAUUUGCGGCUGCAUCCACAUCCACCAAACCAAACCCCAAAACCAAACCUUCCGCCGUCAGAAAAAUGGCCGAACCUCGAGCCCGUGCCGCCCGGCACAAAGGGCAAAUGAACUUUGCCUCGGAGCUGCGUCUUCUCCUUCUCGCCUACGGUGACCCCAGCCCGCACCCAUCCUUCCCUUCGGAACCCCUCCCAGAAACCGUCCGCGUCCUCGACGAGAUCGUCACAGACUUCGUGCUGGAGAUGUGCCACGGCGCCGCGCAGUACGCGAGCUACUCGCGUCGGCAGAAGAUCAAGGUGGACGAUUUCCGGUUCGCGCUGCGCCGGGACCCCAAUAAGCUGGGGCGUGUACAGGAGCUGCUGCGCAUGGAGCGCGAGCUGAAGGAGGCGCGCAAGGCGUUCGAUCAAAAUGAUGAUCAGGUGGGGAAUCUGAAGGAUGCGGCGAAGAAGGGCGGAAGUGGUGGCGGAGGAGCAGGCGGGGCUGGUGGUGCUGGUGCUGGUGCUGGCGCGGCCAUAGAUGAUGAUUUCGGGGCGGCGGAGAGCGUGGAUGGUGGGAGGAAGAGUAAAGGGAAGGGGAAGAGGAGCGCGGCGGCGAGGAGGGAUUCUGAUGUUACGGAAGAGAGUAGUAAGUAUCAAGUCUACGAGCUGUAA
Aspergillus saccharolyticus JOP 1030-1 is the source of this 974-nucleotide messenger RNA. Its product is annotated as putative transcription initiation factor TFIID subunit 13. Gene Ontology annotation, biological process: RNA polymerase II preinitiation complex assembly; transcription by RNA polymerase II. The transcript is spliced from 3 exons. Lineage: Eukaryota; Fungi; Ascomycota; Eurotiomycetes; Eurotiales; Aspergillaceae. Gene Ontology annotation, cellular component: transcription factor TFIID complex. Bases 390 to 974 code for a protein of 194 amino acids. Gene Ontology annotation, molecular function: protein heterodimerization activity. The record is from RefSeq and is a predicted model, not a curated record.